AUGUCUGACCCAAUUCCCCAGUAUCCUCCGUCAAUCGACGCUUUCCCCAACUUGGACUAUCUGCAGCAGCAGCAGUUCAACCAGGACCUGGGUUUCCUCUCGUUCCAUUCUCCCUGUGACCUCGUCGCCCCGCCCCCAGAGUUCUUCGAAUUCGAUAUCGAUUCAGGUCUCGAAGGUUUCGACGAUCAGCUUCAGGUCUUUACAGUCGACCAGAGCUUCCAGAUUCCCCGUGGCUCAGUUGGGCCUCUCUCCACCAUAACAACCUCGGGUGUCUCUGAAUCGGCAGCUUCAGACGACAUCUUCAGCGACGUCUCAUCCUUGUACGCCAGCCAGCUUUCGAGCGCCCAGCAGCCCCAGACCAGCGAUUUGGACAAUAUCUUCUCGCAAUUCGAGAUGGAUUUCCAACGAGUCACUGUUGGCUCCGAUUACGGCGCUCCGCAGUCUGCGAAGUGUCACCUUUUGCAAGACGAUGGUGAUCCCACGUCUUUCGGGCGGCUGCCCCCCACCCCUCCCCGCAGCCCUCCGGCUGCUGAGAAACGCUUCCCCAUCCGUUCCAGCUUCUCCGACUACGGUCCUCCCCGCCGCAGCUCAAUCGCAGCUCCAGACUAUUUCAAUGGCAUCGAUUUUGGCCCUCUUCCUCAGGGAACGGUCUCCCCGAUCCACCUCAACGCGCAAUUACCACAAGCAGCUUCGCCGACGAUGCCCAUCGAUGAAGGGGAGCAACGUGAUCCCCGCAGGAAGUACAAAUGCAAUGCUUGCCCGCGGUCUUUCGCCAGGGCUUACAACCUCAAGACGCACAUGGCUACCCAUGACCCUAAUAGGUUGAAGCCUCACGUCUGCCCUCACCGCUCGUGUGGUCGUUCCUUCAGCAGGAAGCACGACUUGAGCAGGCACCUCGUUAGCAUCCACAGGGAUGAGAACAAGAAGGAGAUAGGCGUUGCCAGUGGGAACCGUACCUGGUGCGACACCUGCGGCAAGGGCUCGGUCGGCCGCGCCCGAUGCGAAUGCGUCGAGCCCGUCAAGUAG
This is a messenger RNA of Coprinopsis cinerea okayama7#130, 1026 nucleotides long. RefSeq lists its product as hypothetical. The transcript has 2 exons. Lineage: Eukaryota; Fungi; Basidiomycota; Agaricomycetes; Agaricales; Psathyrellaceae. The coding region runs from base 1 to 1026 and encodes 341 amino acids. The record is from RefSeq and is a predicted model, not a curated record. Gene Ontology annotation, cellular component: nucleus.